AUGAGCGAUAAUAAAUUUUUAUCAGAAUUAUCCCAAAAUUUACUUGAAAUUUUGAACGAUGAAGAAUAUUAUGAUAUUACAAUUGAAGUUGGUAGUGAUCCUAACGUGAAAAUAUUUCGAGCUCAUAUGGUUAUUUUAAACUAUCGUUCUUCUUAUUUACGAAGAAUUUUAUCAAAAAAUGAAAGGAAAAAUGAUGGAACUUUAUCACAUAUUAAAUUACCAACUAUUUCACCAGAAAUUUUUCAAUCAAUUUUAAGGUAUAUUUAUGGAGGAAAAUUUCUUUUUGAAGAAUAUGAUACUUUAGAUGGUAUUAUUAAAAUCUUAGUUGCUGCCAAUGAGCUUAAUCUUCAAGAAUUAGUUAAAUAUUUACAAACUUCUUUGAUUGAAAAUAAUUCGGACUGGAUAGAGAAAAAUUUUAAUUUUAUCUAUCAAACGAGCUUUGAAAAUAAUGAAAAUAAUUCUUUCUUGGAACUUCAAAAUUAUUGUACCGAUUUAAUAUCCAAAGAGCCAGACAAAAUUUUCAAAUCAUUAAAUUUCUCAUCAAUUUCAGAAAAAAUUUUGAUUUCUCUUAUUCAAAGUGAUAAUCUUCAAAUGAAUGAAAUUCAAGUUUGGGAAAAUGUUCUUAAAUGGGGACAUGCUCAACACCCUGAACUUUCUUCUGAUCCUACAAGAUUGUCAAAAGAUGAUAUUAGUGUAUUGAAGAAUACUUUACAACAUUGCAUUCCUUUUAUUAGAUUUUAUAAUUUAACUUCAAAAGAAAUUUUAGAUUCG
Rhizophagus irregularis DAOM 181602=DAOM 197198 is the source of this 771-nucleotide messenger RNA. RefSeq lists its product as uncharacterized. Gene Ontology annotation, molecular function: protein binding. The record is from RefSeq and is a predicted model, not a curated record. NCBI's taxonomy places the organism in Eukaryota, Fungi, Glomeromycota, Glomeromycetes, Glomerales, Glomeraceae.